AUGCCCCGUAUUAAUCCACGCACCAGGACGGGCUGUCUCCCCUGUCGUCGGCGGAAAAAGAAAUGCGACGAGGAGAAACUGCAAUACCUAGCAUGCACGCGUAACAAGCUGCAAUACGCCUGGCCUCCCCACAUAGUCCACAUAUUUGGCCUUGACGCUGAACAGACACGGGAUUCUGACGAUUUGCAUGGUCGCAAGGGACUUGGAAAUCCAAUAGACGCCCAAUCAAAUAACUCACUUCCAAUACCGUCUACUGCUACGGCUACCAAGGAUCCCAUUGUAACACCAGAAGGUGCAGAACAGACGAGCGAGAGAGAAAAUGGCGUUGUAUCAUGGUCUUUGGAGCCCAAGAGUGUUUUAAGCACUGUACAGGCUGGAAUGCUACUGCCAGAGUCUCCAUUGCUCAUGUCGCACUAUCUGGAAGAUACAGCGCCCAAAUUGGCACCAGCACCGGGCAUACCCUGGGUAUCGUGGAUAUUACCUGUCGCCUAUAAUGACGAUCUCCUGAUGAACGUUAUUCUCGCUUUAAGCGGUGGUCGUCUUCUGUAUAAGUUGCCCAACAACCAGGAAAUCCACCAUGCCAGUCACCGGCAUUAUUCAUCCGCCGUACAGACCCUCUACGAGGCGUUUAACGAUCAAAGAAUGCUAUCCAAACCUUUGACUCUGCUUCGAGUGGCAUUGACUAUAUUGAUUCUCGUUGUGUCCGGAAAUAUGGACGGAUCUCCAUCCAUCCACCUCCGGGCCCUUCGCCAGCUGAUCUUAAAUUUGCGGAGUAAACCCCGUCAAAGUAUGUCAGCGGCCGAGCAGAAAUUAUACGGAUUCGUGAUGGAGCUCUAUUCGUACAUCGUCCUGUGCAACAGCAUCACUCGAUUUGACAUGAAUUGCAACAGAACUGUUACUUAUGACUCCUUUUUACAAACAUUUGACGACUUACAAGAUUUGGGCGCCUUCGGCGUUAUGUUCAGCGGCGGUCAUCACCUCUUCGAACUCAUAUCCUCGGUAUCUCUGUUUGCAGCUCAAGACCCAAAUAUAGACCGUCAUGAGGAAUACAGAUAUCUCAAGGCUAGAAUCGACGUCUUGGAACCUCCACUCCCCAAAGAGCCCGAUACUCAUUUACGCCCCGGGUGCGGAGCAACCCUGGAGCACCUACAACCCCUGCUUGACGUGGCAGUACUAAACCUGCCUCGGAUUCUGCCGUCCAAUUACUCGUGCAUCCUGAUGUGGCCCAUUAUGAUUAUUGGCUCGUUAUGGGAUGAAGAACACAGCUCAAGCAGCCGCAAAGUGAUCGUAUCCAUUCCGACCAGCCUGUACCACAAUAUCACAUUCAACCCGCCCUUGCCGGAGAAGAAAGUCAUCUUAAGCGAAAACACUACGACUGGCUAUUAUUCAAAGAUGAUCUACGUUUUUGACGAACCAUGGUGGCAUAAGGCCGGUUUCUCGGGCGUGUUAGACUCUGAGAAGGGCCCCAUUCUCUUCUCCCGCGAUACAAGCAUUUCUCAGGACAAUCAGUGGUCCAUCACUUGUUUUCUUGUCGGAGAUAAAGGGCGAAACUGGUCCAAGCUACCCCAAGCAUCCCGCCACCGACAAGCCUGGGAGCAGUUCAGUCAGAGCUUUGGAAAAUUGACCGAGGUCCCUCGACCCGCCAACACUCUGGAAAUGGAGUGGACCAAGGAGGCCUUUUUUCUGGAGUCUUCUCGCGAGUGGCGUGGCUAUAUGGAAGGAGCUAUUAACUCUGGCCUCCAAGGAGGGGCUGAAGUGGUGAAGGGAUUGGAGGAUACUGCGAGUCGUCUUUGA
Molecule: messenger RNA, 1794 nt
Organism: Aspergillus affinis
Lineage: Eukaryota; Fungi; Ascomycota; Eurotiomycetes; Eurotiales; Aspergillaceae
Exons: 4
Coding region: 1-1794 (597 amino acids)
Biological process (GO): regulation of DNA-templated transcription
Molecular function (GO): zinc ion binding; oxidoreductase activity; DNA-binding transcription factor activity, RNA polymerase II-specific
Source: RefSeq, a predicted model, not a curated record